AUGGCGUUUCCUCCGCCUGCGCAUCCUGGACCUGCCGAGGAUCAGCUACUAGUGCUGCAGGGCAACCAUAGGUCAUCCUAUAUUUGGGAGGGACAACUAGCAAUGCAGCCUCUCCGCCCCAGGAGGCCUGAUGAUUUGUGGGAGUUUAUUGCGGAGCAUCGUUUCCAUCUGCGCGUAGUAGAGAUCCUCCAGACUUCGAGAUUUUAUACCAUUUUUCAGCUUGGACGGAUGCAGCUUGAUUGGUCGCUCAUCACGUCCUUGGUAGAGCGGUGGCGACCGGAGACGCACACAUUUCACUUGCCCACUGGAGAGGCUACUAUCACGCUGCAGGAUGUCCAGGUUUUAUAUGGACUGCACGUAGAGGGGCGCGCCUUCGCACUGCCCCACCACUGGAGAGGGAUGACACGUGCACAGUUGGCGGACAUGAUGGGGCAGUUGACUGGUUCGAGACCGCAGGGUGACCGGGGUGGCAAUCGCGUGGCUUUGUCAUUCAUUAGAGAUCAGAUGGCGGUAUUGCACCCAGAUAUUACCCACGAGACAGAGCAUCUUUGGAUUCAGCGGUACACUCGGUUGGCGUUGCUCCUGCUUUUUGGGUGUGUCUUGUUUCCGGACACCUCGGGGAACAAAGUGAGUAUGCGCUUUCUUCAUUGUCUUGAGCAGCUGGAUGAGCUACCCCAGUACAGCUGGGGUGCUACUGUUCUGGCGUAUCUCUAUAGGAGCAUGUGCCGCGCGAGCGUAGGUCCAGCGGUUGAUAUAUGUGGUUUUCUGCCCCUCCUUCAGGUGCAAAAAAUUUCCGAAUACAUUGUUUGUUACCCCAAAUUCUAUAUCGUGAAAUGA
This is a messenger RNA of Nicotiana attenuata, 837 nucleotides long. RefSeq names its product serine/threonine-protein phosphatase 7 long form homolog. The transcript has a single exon. The record is from RefSeq and is a predicted model, not a curated record. Gene Ontology annotation, biological process: meristem maintenance; meristem development. The coding region runs from base 1 to 837 and encodes 278 amino acids. Lineage: Eukaryota; Viridiplantae; Streptophyta; Magnoliopsida; Solanales; Solanaceae.